Botrytis deweyae is the source of this 1170-nucleotide messenger RNA. RefSeq lists its product as uncharacterized. Bases 1 to 1170 code for a protein of 389 amino acids. NCBI's taxonomy places the organism in Eukaryota, Fungi, Ascomycota, Leotiomycetes, Helotiales, Sclerotiniaceae. The transcript has a single exon. The record is from RefSeq and is a predicted model, not a curated record.
AUGGUUAAUACUUACGUUAUUGAACUUCAUCAAUAUGAAGAGGUAGAUGAUUAUAACAAUGAAUCAUAUAUUAAAAUUUUUGUACAAGGCUUUGAAGCUCGUUUCGAAAUACAAUAUCUACCGAGAAAUCUCAAGGCCUCAUCUUAUCAAUUGGCACAGUACAACAAAUCGCUGAAGAUCCUGGCGCUUGGAGAUGCAGGAUAUAAUAAUUGGGAUGUUAUGAAUGCAGAAGAGGAAGUUAAUAAACUCAAAGAACCAUUCCGGGCUUUGAUGGAUUCUUUAUUGAUCGAAGCAAUACCAUCGAAUUGUACCACUCGUGAUUACCUACAAGCGACAGUAUACAUCCUUGAAGCCAAAUGCAAUGGAGAUACCCUUUUGCCAACUCUUAAAGGACAAUUACCCCGACAGGUGGUGGGUCUUCCGGGUUCACCUCUAAAACCCAUAGAUGAUUGGCUACUCGACACUUUCAAUUACUUUACCCCGUCUCAAAUUCAUCUCAUACCUACUUCUUCAGAGUUAGAUCAACACCCAUGCUUAAAAGGCCCAUCUGUAAUCCGCACUAAUACGAAAUGCUACUUUAAGCCUUUACUUUCGAAUACACCGCCAGGCAAGGAUUGGGUACACAAACGAGUGAUGGAUGCUUUCGAUGCGGGUAAACUUCCUUCGACAAUGCCAAUUUGCCGUAUAAAAGGCAUAGUUGUGAUCGACAUAGAAGAGGUUCUGGAGGACUAUGAGCCGGUAUCAGAAGCCGAAUUGAUUGAAAAAUGGGGAUACACUGAAGAUGAUGUCACUAUUAUCACAAACCCAAAGUGUAUGCUGGGUUUUGUUCUCUCUUACAUUAAGAACAAGGGGACACUUUACGAUAUAGCACUAUGGGAAGAUUGCUCAAACGAUUUACGACUUCACUGGGCAAAUGAGCUAGAGGGUCUUGUACAUCAACUGCAUACAAUGGAUUUGAUAUGGGGUGAUGCAAAACCGCAAAACAUACUGAUUGAUCUGAAGAACCGCUUAUGGCUUAUCGAUCUUGACGGAGGUUAUACACCAGGUUGGGUGGAAAAGGAAAACGAGGAGAUACAAACAGGGGAUUGGCAAGGGGUUAAGAGGAUCAAGGAGUGGUUGUUGGAAUGUGGGAAGAGUCCGUUUACACAUCGUAUUCAUUCAGCUCUUUAA